Messenger RNA from Tarenaya hassleriana, 1317 nucleotides. RefSeq lists its product as uncharacterized. The coding region runs from base 259 to 966 and encodes 235 amino acids. NCBI's taxonomy places the organism in Eukaryota, Viridiplantae, Streptophyta, Magnoliopsida, Brassicales, Cleomaceae. The transcript is spliced from 2 exons. The record is from RefSeq and is a predicted model, not a curated record.
GAUCUGUGUUUUAUAAGUAGGUCCGGGCACGCCACCGGAUUUUCCAUUAUCCGAUAUGAUUCGUUGAGUUGGGUGUUUAAAAUUUGAAUUUCGAAUUCAAGUUCCGGGUCUUGAUCGAUGAUUACUCGUAUUCUACGGAUACCCAUCUGCUAGAAUCGGUACCAAACCAAUGCAUUACAUACCAUAUGGAGUUUUUAUAGCCUCAGUCCUCGUCCAAGAUGAACCAGGUCGAGGGCCGUAGAGACCAGACGUGUGGGGAUGAAUCUUCGUCUUCGUGUUCAUGCGGAGGAAUCCCAUUUCAAUGGGUUGUGUUCGCUCAGUCCAAUUCGCGUAACAAAUGGCUACUGCAUUCCUCAAAGUCUGAAACUUUGUUCGAAAUCUCGUGUCUUUCUCUCGUUUUCUUCAGUUUUGGACCGAACCCAGAUCGAGAGCUUCGUUGUCUGUGCAAGAAGCAAGAGAAGAAGAUCAUCUGGGCACCAAAGCGCAGCGAGGCUCCUGCUCAAGUCGCUGUCGUUGUUGACCAGAAAUCUCCAGAUUUUACCAGAGCCGUUGGAUUUUGUUAUAGCUGAAUUGGGGGGCGGUGGAGAUGGAGGAGGGGGUCUAGGGUUUCGGAGAGGAUUCGGAGGAUCCGAUGGAUGGCGAAGAAAAGGGAAGAGAAUAUCCCUGUCGGUGUUCUUUUGGACAAUUCUAGGGUUCUUCGGUCUCUGCAUUAUUUCUGGGAGUAAGAAGGGUGACAUGAUUUUGCCGGUUUUAGGGUUUCUCUUCUUCAGCAUUGCUUUGGCCAAGCAGUUGAAGAUCAGAUCCAAAGAUUUGGCUCUUGGGGUUUUCUGCAUCGGAGCUUCGCUGUUUGUGGGAUUGAAGAUGGAGAAGAAGACGUUCAUCAAAUUAGCUGAGGAAAUAAGGAGUCGUUCUUCUGUCCGUACCCUUGAAAAGAGGAAAAACAAGAGAGUUCACAGAAGAGUGUAAGAAACGAGAUUUGAGUUCUUAUCCUUUUUCAGGUUUCCUUCAUUUUUCCAUGUCUUCUUCACGUUCCGGAAUCCAAAUUCAUUCGUUUUAUACAUAUAGAUACACACACAUAAUAUAUAUAUGUAUAUGUAUAAACAGGCUUAUAUAUUUCUUUUCUGCACAAACUCCGAGACCAAUAAUCUGAUCUUCUUGAUAAGUCAAGUCGGGAACUCACACGGUUUGGUCAGUGUUUUCCCGGCCAAACAACAGUUCGAUAGCAUCAUAUUAACUAACUGAAGAAACCUCUCUGAUGUCUAUUAACGCCUGAAACGUGAAGGGGAUUUGGUAAAACAUUACAGUUAAAAAAAAAAA